UUAAUUUGUGUUUCGUACUUCUCCAAGAUGUCGACCUCUGGGCGACGUAACGAAGACCGAGACAAGUACGAUCGAAGACGUGAAGACGAACGUGGGAGUCGAGGACGUCGAGCUUACCGACCAGUGGUCUGUUACAACUGUGACGAAGAAGGACAUUACGCCAAUCAAUGCCCACAGCGAGACCGGCGGGUGAGUCGACCGUCUACCUCGACGGACUCGAGACGGUCGCGGUCACCGAGACAUGAUUUCGGGCGACGACCGCCCCCACAGGGCGAUUCAGAGCUGAGGGUGCGGGUCACUGAGCUAUCGAAAGGUGUGGCGAUGAUUAAGGAGCACUUCGAUGAGGCACGUGCGAGGAAGGAGGAGAAAGCGCGUAGGAAAUGGGAGAAGGAACAACUGAAGGAGGAAGCUAAGCGAAGAGAGGAGGAGGAAGAACGGCAGAAAGCCGAGGAAGCUGCCAGACGGGAAGCUAAGAGGAAGAAGAGAGAGGAGAAGGCUAGGAAGGAGGCCAUAACCAGGGCAGAAAUAAAGAAGGACGUCACUCUACAUGCAGCGAAGAUGAUAGGUGAAAUGAAGGAUGAUUGGCUUCACGAAUGGAAGACGUCGUUACUUCCAGUGAUUACCAGAGGAGCGAAAGACGUGAAGGGUAAGAAGGUUGUGGAGUUCGUCUCCGACGAUGAUGGAGGAUCGGAUUACAAUUCGGAGGAGAGUGAGACAAGUGUGACACAGGAACUCUAACGCACGUGCGGAGGGCACGUGCGGAGAUGGUAAGAGAGAGAGAGAGUGAGAGAGGAGAUGGACACACACAGGAAGCAGCAGCUGAGUGAAGGUCCAGUCCGGCCAACGAAUGAACGAACAUCAGAAUG
This is a messenger RNA of Chara braunii, 866 nucleotides long. The record is from the annotation of a GenBank genome assembly. Lineage: Eukaryota; Viridiplantae; Streptophyta; Charophyceae; Charales; Characeae.